CAGACGGUUUGCGCGCCGCAGACCACUGAGAAAGAGGUCCAGUGGAUUUCUUGCUCGGCAGACAAGUCAGAACUUUUGGGGAUGGACUCAUUCCGAGCUGGCCGGGUGGUCGAUGUGCUUUCCCAUUCGCUUCCCUUCGCAGUUUCCGCUCGGCACUGCUGCAGCCCUUCGGUGUUCACGCGCGGAAAGAAAGUGAGAACCUCAUCAUUCAGCAUUCGUUUCGGCUCCUCCGCGACCUCCGCAUAAUCUUCAGGGCGCGCUGAGUCUUUCCGAAGCCAUGCCGCCCAGGCAAAAGUCGACCAGCAAGAUCUAUGAAUACUCAGGACUGGAAGAAGGGACGAACCUUAAGGUGGAGUCGGACGGCACGUACUAUGCCGCGGAGGUCGUGGCGGUCUCCACUUCGAAGGGCCGCGCAAAGGCCCCCGUCAAGGUGUCUUACAAGGGCUACGAGGGCUACGACGAGUGGGUUGGUGGAGAUCGGCUCCGAUCCAGGGCCCUGAAGGUGGUGACGCCCGAGAAGGCCGCGGCCAAGCCCAAAGCCCUGGCCGCGGGCGACGUCCGGCUGCAUUACUGGCCAGCGCGGGGGCGCGGGGAGCAGGUGCGACUUGCGCUCGCGGCCACGGGGACGAGCUUCGAGGACGUGACGUUCGACAUGGCAGACGACGCAGCGAAGACCGCCUUCUUCGAGAAGUGCAGGGAGCUGGGCGGCAACCUCACAAACAAUACUCCGAUGCUGGAGCUCGGCGGUAAGUUCUACACGCAGUCGACCGCCAUCGUCAAGUUCGUGUGCGCCCGCGGCGGCCUGGUGGCGAGGCGCGGUACCUACGAGGUGGACAACAUCAUCGCACACGUGGAGGACCUGCGCCCAAUCUGCUACAAGACCAUCAAGUUUUUGGGGGGUGUCAUGGAGAAGGAGGAGUUUGUGGACAAGUCAGAGAUGCACUUGAGAAACCUGGAGCGCCUUCUGGGAGAGAAGCAGCAUUUUGUGGAGAACAGAAUGACGGCCGCUGACAUCUGCGUCUACGACCUUCUUGACACCAUGAUAGAGACGCAGGUCCCAGGACAUUUGGCCUCCAACUUCCCGAGGUUGGCGGCAUUCCGGGAGCGUAUGGGGCAGGUGAAAGGAAUCGCGGCGUACCACGUGACCGAGCAGCACAAGAAGCUCUUCGCCUUUCCCGCCAUAUGAACGAUCCGUGGGAGUCCAGGUGCGACUUUCAGCACGCAUGUGGGACCGUCCUCGCUUCCCAGCCUUCGAGUCCUGCCAGAGGCCAGGGGAAACGUCUACAGCUGCUGGCGUCGGAGGGCGGUGGAUGGGUCGAAGGAAGGGGAAGAGAACGGGGAUGCGUAGAAGCGUGAGCCGGGGAAUACGAAGAGGGGCCCCAGAUAUGCGAUGUCUUAAUUUUUUCAAUCUUGAGACCUCCGGAAGUCCUGCCCCUUCUCACCUGGGCCGGCUUUCCAUCCUGGGGCGUCUUCUGGCGGCCCCCCGGAGCCCGGCGAGGGCCCCCCGGAGGGCCAGGAGAACGGCCAGGACCACUUCCCGCCAUGCUUCUUGUCGCG
Prorocentrum cordatum is the source of this 1557-nucleotide messenger RNA. The record is from the annotation of a GenBank genome assembly. Lineage: Eukaryota; Dinophyceae; Prorocentrales; Prorocentraceae.